AUGAUCCCUCCUGGAGAUUGCAUGUACGCGGGAAGGAAGCGGAGGAAGCCAGUCCAAAAGCAGAAGCCGUCCUCCGCCAAUGAGAAAACGAACCCAUCCAAGCGGCACCGGGACAGGCUGAACGCCGAGCUGGACCGGCUGGCCAGCUUGCUGCCCUUCCCGCCGGACGUCAUCUCUAAACUGGACAAACUGUCUGUGCUCCGCCUUGCAGUUUCCUACCUCCGCGUCAAGAGUUUCUUCCAAGCAAAUCAAGACAAAGCGACGAGGAAACACAUCAACAUUGCAUCCUCCAACCCCGAACCGGGCAGGAAAGAGAGUGUCCCAGUGUGCACGGGUGUCAAUGAAAGCAGCCUCCUCUUGGAGUCUCUGACAGGAUUUGCCCUGGUGGUGAGCAGUGACGGAAUGGUCUUUUAUGCCUCGUCAACCAUUGUGGACUAUCUGGGAUUCCAUCAGACUGAUGUGAUGCACCAGAAUGUGUUUGACUACAUCCACAUAGAUGACCGCCAGGAAUUCAAAAACCAGCUCCACUGGGCCAUGUGUCCUCCACACACCCAGGGGAUGUCAGCGCAUCAGGAUGCCCAGCUCGCUACAGGGACUGGUGACGAGUUUGUGGUGAACAGCCUGUUCCACUCUCCAGACGCGGGGGGCAUUCCUCCUGAGCUCUCCUGCUUUCUAAACAGAUGUUUCAUAGCAAGGGUUCGGUGUCUAUUGGACAGCACAUCUGGAUUCUUGACAAUGCAGUUUCAGGGUCGGCUGAAGUUUCUCCAAGGACAGAAAAAGAAAUCAGCCUCCGGGGCUCCACUUCCUCCCCAGCUGGCUCUCUUCUGCAUAGCUGUACCCCUUUUACUGCCCUCUAUUACAGAGAUGAAAAUGAAGAACAUGUUAAUGCGCGGAAAGAACAAGAGCGGAGGAGGGAUUAUCUCGGCAUUGGAGCAUGGCGAACGAGGGGAACACCUCCGAAGGCACUCCUUCAGUGGUGGUAUGGGAGAUGUAACGGACCCCCUCCUCCUUUCCUGUCCAACCACAGGAAACACUCAGAGGGGCCACCACACUCCUUGGACUCCACUCACCAAAGACAACCUCAAGUUCCGCCCCGAUGGCUACUACAACCAGGAAGAGCCCCUCAAUUUCUGCAAGUCAUCAAUGUCUUCCCAGAAGGGCCUGGGUCCAGGCUUGGGGAGCGGUUGGCCUCUCCGGUCAAACUCGGGCCCCCUUAGAACGGGCCAGGGUGUCGGCUACAUCCCGACUAACCGUUUGAACAAGGCCGGCCAAUAUGGGAAGCCGUACAGGCUUUCUCCUAGCUGCCACAGCGGCAGGAACGGCGAGGUGUUUGUCUCCAAGCUGUACAGUAGCUUGCAGAUUCCUGCUGACCCGGACGCCUACUGUGUGGAUUUAGUUAAGAGUGAGAACGGCUACGGCGAAUGCUACGACGGUCAACUUAUGCCACCCAUCAAAGUCGAGCACGACUCCGACUCGGAGAAUGGCUGCGAUCCCUUUGGGCGACCCUGGGCACAUCGGGAUCCGGACGCUAUUGACCGUCGCUACGGCAAUGGGGUGUACGACCAGGGCUCUGGCAUCCAUCUUAAAUCUGAGGCGGAUUACUACGAUCUGCAGUACUCGCCCUGUCAACGGGCCAAAGUGGGGAUCAGCCCGCCGUACAACAGCGGCAACUAUCAGAACUAUGCAGUCAACAAUAGCGGACGUUUGUUAAAAUGUGACAAAGACUUGGGCAAUAACAACGGCGACAACAGUCAGUUCAGCCCUCAGAGACUCUCUCACUCCCAAUGCGGCAAUCAAUCGAUCAACCUCAUCGACUCUCACAUCUACCAACAGGAGCCUCAAAAGCCAUAUAUGCACCAGGACUUCAACAAGCACGGCACUUACGAGUUCAAAGGUCACGGGCUGAUCCAUUCCAUCAAAAGGGAGCCCAUGGACUCGCCACCGUGGACCGAGGGUGGCCAUGACAUGAGCCAACCCAUGAUGGUUGGUCCAAGGAACAUUAUGCCAUGUGUGAGCACAGGGCACCACAAAAACAGCCCUUACAUUUACAUGCCCUAA
Nerophis lumbriciformis (worm pipefish) is the source of this 2058-nucleotide messenger RNA. The record is from RefSeq and is a predicted model, not a curated record. NCBI's taxonomy places the organism in Eukaryota, Metazoa, Chordata, Actinopteri, Syngnathiformes, Syngnathidae.